Molecule: messenger RNA, 1373 nt
Organism: Schizosaccharomyces octosporus yFS286
Lineage: Eukaryota; Fungi; Ascomycota; Schizosaccharomycetes; Schizosaccharomycetales; Schizosaccharomycetaceae
Product: peptide chain release factor
Exons: 3
Coding region: 98-1303 (401 amino acids)
Biological process (GO): translational termination
Molecular function (GO): translation release factor activity
Source: RefSeq, a predicted model, not a curated record
CUUAUAAUUCAUCCUUGUAUUGCGGUAUAUCCUAACCACCAUAGGCGCGAGUUUGACAGAGUAUAGGUUUAUUUUACUAUGUAACAUAUGAGUCAAUAUGUUCUCAACGAUUACAAGAUGUAGAAAUUUUGGAUCUUGGAAAAAUCGGCUCUCCCGUGUAACGCCAGUCCGGUUUUAUGCGAGCAGACCGGAGUCCAUUGACCAUUCACUUUCGGCUACAUUAAUAGAGAAAGCAAGAAAAUUAUCAAAUGAAUACAAGGAGAUUGAGAUUAAUCGAUCGGAAAACGAAGCACAUAAUAACGUUAAUAAUGUAGACCUGGCCAAAAGGUUUGUGAGGUUACAGAAGAUUUAUAACUCUUUCUCUAAUUAUGAAUCGGUUUACAAGCAACUAGAGGAAUUACAAUCAAUGGAAGCUUGUGAAGCCGAUGCAGAGUUGAAACUGCUGGCCCGGUCGGAAACGGAUAGUCUGCGGCCAUUACUCUUAAGCUCCAUCGAAAAAUUAGAGAACUCUUUACUUUCACAACCACUUUCACACCAAUCUUCAGCACUUAUAGAAAUCCGCCCUGGCGUAGGAGGUACCGAGGCGGCGUUAUUUGCAAAAGAGCUAGCAGAUUUGUAUACGAAGUAUGCAAACUACAAAAACUGGAAAACUAAAAUAAUCUCAAGCAGCGAAGUUCAAGGAACUGAAGGUAUCUCGGAAAUGAUUUUUUCAGUUGAUGGAGAAGGAGCCUAUGGCCACUUGAUGCUUGAAGGAGGUGUCCAUCGUGUCCAAAGAACCCCCGCUACUGAAACGAAGGGAAGAGUACAUACUAGCACUGCUUCUGUGAUUGUUCUUCCCCAGAUGCCCGAAGAAGAUUCGUCUUCCUUGUACAGUCCUUCCGACAUAAAGAUAGAAGUGAUGCGGUCGCGUGGUGCAGGAGGGCAGCAUGUAAAUCGUACAGAAUCAGCUGUCCGUUUAACGCACGUACCUACUGGCAUUACUGUAAGCAUGCAGGAUUCUCGAUCACAACAUCAAAAUAGAGAGAAAGCAUUUAUGGUUUUGAAUUCCCGUUUGGCUGCUAUUAAGGAAGCAAAAGAAAUGGAAGAAGAGAGAGCGAAAAGAAAAGUUCAGGUUUCUUCUUCUUCUAGGUCCGAAAAAUUACGUACUUAUAAUUACAAUCAAAAUCGUGUAACAGAUCAUCGGUUAGGUUUGAGCUAUCAUAAUUUAGAUUCUUUCUUGGAGGGUACAAAUAAAUUCGACGAAUUUUUGGAAACAAUAAGGAAAUGGAAUCGUCAGCAAUUACUUACAUCGCUGGAUAUCUAAAAAUUUUCUGAAUAACAUUCUUUUAUUUCACGCCUACAGAAAGACUUAAUUUAUUUAGAUAAUAAUCUAU